Messenger RNA from Morone saxatilis (striped sea-bass), 1889 nucleotides. RefSeq names its product progestin and adipoQ receptor family member VIII (gene paqr8). The record is from RefSeq and is a predicted model, not a curated record. Gene Ontology annotation, cellular component: plasma membrane. The transcript has a single exon. Gene Ontology annotation, molecular function: steroid binding; nuclear steroid receptor activity. The coding region runs from base 651 to 1727 and encodes 358 amino acids. Gene Ontology annotation, biological process: response to steroid hormone. NCBI's taxonomy places the organism in Eukaryota, Metazoa, Chordata, Actinopteri, Moronidae.
CUACAUACCUGUUUUUCUAGUGUAUGUGACUCAUGUGGAGAAGAAUGUCCUCUCAUGUUGUGUGUAUUACUUAUUACUGUGUCACUUAAAAGUGAGCUGAAAUAGUUCAACCUGCAGCAAUAUGUCAAAUCUGCAUUACAUUAACAUUAAUGCUGUACAUGGUCCCUUGCAGAUAUUUGCAGCUGCAGUAUUUCAGGGCUCACAGAAACAGUCCUGUUUUGUUAAUCUGUCUAUUGAAAUGUCACGGCAUGUGCUCCUGGCUGGUGUGUGUGUGAAGUUUUAUUAACUUUCUCUCCCAAUUUUAAUCCUCCUCAGAUUGUAUUAAACUCAGACUUCACUUUCUCUUCAUCUUCCGUUCUUAAACCCCCACCUUCAUACCUCUGAUUCACUGUGCAGACUGAUGCAUUCUAAGAAAGACUUGAACAUCUUCACUUCACAUCAAAGCACACUCUGGGUUCCUGUUUGGUUAUGAGCCAAUAUAAAUUAUUUUUCAAUAAAUAACCAUUCAUUCAUUUCUAUGUGGCAUCCUCUCCUAUAAAAAAUGACUCUCUCUUUUAUUUAAAUUUUGUGUCCCACAGGGUGUUCUGUCCAGCAGUCCUCCUCUGUCUGUAUUCCACCUCCUCUUGCUUACCUCCACCCAUCGCUCAGCUAUGUCGGGCGACAUUCUGCAGCGGUUCAGCACUUUGCCCGUAAGCAUCAAACACCUCAGCCGCCUGCCCAAGUUCUCUGACCUCAUCCCUUCCUCCAUUCCUUCACCCAGCCCCACCGUCGCCGCCUCCCAGGUCCCCAGCCUGUUCCGAGAGCCCUACAUACUUACGGGCUACCGUCCCGUCCAGCAAGACUGGCGCUGCUACCUCCUCAGCCUCUUCCAAAGACACAAUGAAUCCCUGAACGUGUGGACUCAUUUGUUGACUGGUCCAGUGCUGCUGCUCCGCUGGUGGGCCAACGUAGGUGCCCUGGGGUACACCUUGGACACAGCCUCUCUACCUCUAAGCAUCUUCCUGGUGUCUUCUCUGACCUAUCUGUUCUUUAGUGUGGCAGCUCACCUCUUGCAGUCUCACUCUGAACAUGCACACUACUUUUUCUUUUUCAUGGACUAUGUGGGUGUAGCUGUGUAUCAGUAUGGUUGCUCACUCGGACAUUAUUUCUACACGUCAGAGGCAGCGUGGAGAGAAAGCUGCAUCGGGCUGCUGUUUCUACCUGGAGCUGCCCUCUUUGGGUGGCUCUCCUGUGCGGGCUGCUGUUUCGCUAAGUCCAGGUACCGGCGGCCGUAUCCAUUGCAGCGUAAAAUCUGCCAGCUGAUCCCAACCACCCUAGCGUACAUGUUGGACAUCAGCCCCGUAGUCCACCGCCUGUUCACCAACUCCUGGGCACAGGAGCCCUCCUUGCCCUUCCACGCACUCCAGAUUGUUUUUUUCCUACUGUCUGCCCUCUUCUUCUCCUGUCCCAUCCCUGAGCGCUUCUUUCCAGGCCACUGUGACUUUUUGGGUCAGGGUCACCAGAUCUUCCACCUGUUUCUAUCCCUGUGUACCGUGUUCCAGCUGGAGGCUCUGUUCCAGGACUAUGCUAGGCAGAGGGAUACAGUGGUGGAGGUAUUUGGAGAGAGGCAGCUGUGGUGGGCUUGUGUAUUCUUCCCCGCUCUAUUCCUGUGUUGCACUUUGACAGCACUCAUCACAAUGAGGCACAUUAAAAGUAAGCUGCAGGGUAAACAAGAGAAAGACAAGUGACAAGUUUAAGUGUGUGUGUUUAUGUGUCUGUGUGUUUGUGAGAGGGAUAAAGAGAGAGAGAGAGAGAGAGAGAGAGAGAGAGAGAGACAAAACGGGGUUGGGCUUAAAUGUACCAAAUUAUAUUAACAAUAUAAUAAAAUAAGGCCGUCUUUAUAUGUUUUU